Doryrhamphus excisus (bluestripe pipefish) is the source of this 5182-nucleotide messenger RNA. The record is from RefSeq and is a predicted model, not a curated record. NCBI's taxonomy places the organism in Eukaryota, Metazoa, Chordata, Actinopteri, Syngnathiformes, Syngnathidae.
GUUCGACAUUAUUUAUUGUAUUUUCUUUUAAUGUCGUGUUUUUACCCCGUAACAGUAAUUUCUUAGUGUGCUGAUGCAUUUUAUGUAUUACGCCGUGAGGGAUUUCAAUAACCGGAAAUGUAAGGAUUGCUGCUCAUUGCAAGGCAAUAAACGGUACUUUACAAAGUGUGCGCUCGAUUUGACGGACAUUUUCCAAACAUUUGAAGGAGUCUUGGCUCACCGACGUCUUUCUGCAGGCUCCUGCGGAUAUCUUUGUAUCUGCAACCUGAACAGGAUAUGAAAAGAUAGAAUCAUUUUUGAAUUAUCAAUUGCUCACACGUGCAGGACAAAACAUUUCAGAUCACGUUACGCUACCCGGAAGUGCACAUAUGCCAAGGAACUGGGAGGAUUCCACUUCAGCCAAAGGCAACCUGAAAGUACCGACAGUAUGUCCGUUAUUUAGACAUUUGACAAUAAUAAGAAGAAGACGCUUUAAGACAGACAGAACCCACCAAGAGAUGUCAAAAGGAGUCAAUUCUUCUUGUCCCGAGUCGUCUUCUUCGGAUGAAGAGUCAAACUCAUCGUUCCUCAUGGCUUCUGACACAUUGGCACAGGAAGUAGUUAUUCAUAUGAAACAUUUUGACAGCAGCAUCUUUAUAAUUGUUGCAGUGGUAGCUGACAUACAAUGACGUCAUUUGUGUGCGCAAAACGUAUUCAAAACCGAACAAAAACAGUUAACGUGUUUGACGCUAGCGACAACUAAGAACUACUGCGGGAGUUGCUAGCAUUAGCCGUGUAGCUAGGCUAUGAAAUCGAAGCUACGCGUAUAAAAACUCAAGGUGGAAAAACAGUAUAGAUACAAUACACAUAUAUCUGUAAACAGCUUAAUUAAAUAUCGGUGAAGGUUUGUCUUCAUUUCCUUACGAGGCUUUGUUGUCGAAUGUUUUGACAGCGCAGUCAGUCAGCUGCUACAGCGAUUUGAAAACUGCAGGAGAGUAUUAGCCUAUCAGAGCGACGGACGAUGUUGUGGCCACGCCUUUCCCGGAAAAAGAAAGCCAUACGGGGGUGGCUUGAUUUUAGUAUACAGGUUAGAUUGUACGGGUGGGGCACAAGUCUUCUUCCACUUAAAGAAAAUUGCCAUGUAUUUGAAUUUUUAUCUCAAUGAAGAUAUUAUUUUAAUGAAAAAACAUGUUUAAGUAGACUGUUGCAUGUUUUAGAAUCACAAAAAACAGAUUAAAAUCAAUGCUGGUUAUUAAAAAUACACCCAAUUAGAUUUGUACUAAGUAAACACCUCUUAUAUAUAUAUAUAUAUAUUAUAUAUAUAUAUUAUAUAAAUAUAUAUAUAACUGUGUUCAUGUAGUAUUUGAAGUGUUGCUGCGUGGUUUGUGCUCCCGGUGAUCACGUCACGCAGGACAUCUGCUGUCCACCAGGAGCUGCAGCACAAACACAAACCGCCACGCUCCAAACAAGUUGUAUCUUUUUAGACGGGCAGAGAAAAGGGACAUUUGAAGCAUUUUGCCUCUUUUAAAAAACCUACUGAUCCUUCCUGCUGAGGUAAGUUGAAAAAGAUGAUAUUUCUAUCAUUUUCCAGCAUAUUUUAUCAUUGUAUUUUGCCAUUGAGACUCCAAAACAUUUAGUUUGCAGGUGAAAUAAGUUGUCUAAAAAUUCCACAUAGAUGAUUUUUUAAGAAAAUCAUGAUUUUUAUGUUUUAUGCAGUUUGUAGAUGCAUGGUCCUUGUGCUAGCGCAAUGGUUUUGGCUGCGGCAGAAGUAGUAGCAGCAGCGGCAGCAGCAGCAGGCUGACCUCCUGCAGGGCAUGCACAGCUCUUUGGCGGGUUGCUUCCUUCCUUAGCGGAGGGGGCUGUUGGCAGGGCCGUGCUUGAGCAGGCAGGUCAUGAAGCCUCAGGAGGCGGAGCUCGUCACUGAAAUCUCCAAGCUCCAAAGCAUGGUCUCUGAGCUUCGGACGGGCUUGACGGGGGCCGUCCUGGACCUGGCCCACAUCCAGCACGGAGACUCCUUCCUGCGUGAGGAGCUGGAGGAGAACAGGCGGCGUUGUCAGAAGAAAGCCGUGCGCCUGGAGGCUCUGGUGGAGUCGCUGAAGGAAGAGCUGGCCGUGAUGCGUUGUCAGGUGUUGCAGCUGUGCGCCGACGGACGGCGACCUCCGCAGGACGAAGACGGCUCUGCAGACCAAGACGUCCAUCCAGCUGAUGGGCGGGGCCAGUGUGACCGCUCGUCUGCGGGAGGGGCGUGGUCCUCGGAGGCUCCAUGCAGAGGAAAAGCCCUCCUCCAUUGCUUCCUGCAAGGCCUCAAAGCUGGUCUCACCGAAGGAACAGAUGCUCGACACCAGGUGGCGCUGCAGCUCCUCCACUCCGAAUGGGAAUACGUGUCCACGUUGAACGCGCUGUACGACGAAUACAAGCCGACAACGUCUGAAACUCGUGAGACGUUUGUCAAGCUUGUGGAGCAGCUGCUGCAGCGCCACCUGCUGUUCAGGAACACCCUGCAGGAGCGACUGUCUGGAGAACAUUGGAAGUCUCUGGUGGGAGACAUCCUGGUGCAGCUCGUCGGACAAAACGACACAUCUUUCUCGGACAUGUACGUGGCCUACACCAGCACGCUGGCGUCCUUCCUCUCGCUGGAGAUCAGCGGACCCAAUCCUCCUGCUGAGGAGAAGCAGAGUGGCCGAGCGGAAAAGGAGCAAAUCCAAGUCCUUUCGCUUCUUCUGUCGCCCGUGUCCCGUGUCCACUGCUACCUGAGUCACAUCCAGAACCUGCUGCAGUGGACCAGUAAGGAACAUCCUGACUGCCGCCUCCUGCUGGGCACCGAGCGAGCGCUCAGGGACGUUUUGUGUCGUUGUCACGUCAUCCUGGAGGAAGACGUGCGGUGGGACGACCAGGAGGGACAACGUUGCUGUGACGUCACGGCUGGUGGAUCAUCUGCCAACAUCUCCAGCGGCGCUCCUCAGAGGGCAAAAGGAGAAACUGCAGCACAGGGAGAGUCUUUGGGGCUCACCAACGGGUCCGGCGUUGGCCACCCUUUGCGUCUGGAGUGCUGGUCCUGCAGCCCGGUGAGGAGGAAGAAAUGCCUGGAGCGUCUCCGCCCAUCCGGGCUCCCCCCACUCCUCACUCAGGACACCCCGGGAUGGGGCGAGACCAGCGGCUCAGGCCGGGGCGCCUUCAGCCGGCAAAAUGGGAAAGGAGCGUCGGAGCUGGACACCCACCACGGAAACCAGGACCUGGAGGAGCACACGACGGACGGGGACACCUCAGCCUUGGACGACUCCUCCGUGACGUCCUGCAGCCCUGACGGCGCCCUGUGCAGGGAGGCGCCGGAGGACGAGGAGGACAACCAGGUCCCGGUGCUCCUGAAGCCUCGGCAGCAUUCCGAGAGGAGCGUUUGUCUCAGGUGGCAGAUUCCCAGAUUGACCCCUCACCCCCCGGUAAGGAAGUCCACCAGGACGUUCACAGACGGGCCCAGCCUUUUCACCUCCUGCUUGGCCAGCAAGAGGCUGGUCAGCGUCAGGACUGGCUCUCCUCCGCUCCGCGCCAACAGCGCCUUCAGGCCCAUCUGGGACGACCCGUCUAAGCAGGCCAACCCGGCUCCAGAGAAGGACCACAGGCAAGGCUUCAUCCCGGUCCAGACGUCCUCCAGGCAGAACUUGGUGGCCGUGAGGGACAACCUGAGACCAGGACCGGGCCUGCUGGCUCAACCCAACUUCUCGGUGGCGCCGCCUAGUGGAACUCUGUGGGACGAUAGCGAGGACAGCGAGGGACCAUGCAGCACCGUUUGACUCUUUACUCCACUCCACUCAAGUAGACACCGUGCCCCAAUAAACUGCCAUUGAACCUUAACACGUGGCAUCUGUAAAGCUGACAUUUUAUCUGACCUUAAACUUCCUUUAGAAAGGACCGCCGCACUUCGUCCAGUGGGAGCCUCCGCUCUAAUAGACGCCGCACCUCAAUUAAUAAACAUAGACAUUAUUAAUGGAUGGCAUCUGUAAAGCUGAAGUUUAAGAUGACCUUUAAACCGGACUUGGGACAAAAGCAAAUCACUGGAGUUAAAAAUACUGUAUUUUCUCCAUUGGCAGCCUCCGCUCUAAUAGACGCCGCACCUCAAUUAGUCACCGUAGACUUCGUUAACAGAUGGCAUCUGUAAAGCUGAAGUUUCAGUUGACCUUUAAAUUGCACUUGGGACAAAAACAAACCACUGAAAAUUAAAAUUACUGCAUUUCCUCGACUCUAAUAGACACCAUACCUUAGUUAAUCACCAUAGUCAUCAUAAACGGAUGGCAUCUGUAAAGCUGAAGUUGAAUAUGAUCCUUAACCUGUACUUGGGACGAAAACAAUACACUGCAGUUAAAAAUACUGCAUUUCCUGCAAUGGGAGCCUCCGCUCCUAUAGACGCCGCACCUCAAUUAGUCACCAUGGACUUCCUAAACAGAUGGCAUCUGUAAAGCUGAAGUUUCAGUUGACCUUUAAAUUGCACUUUGGACAAAAACAAACCACUGGAGUUAAAAUUACUGCAUUUCCUCGACUGUAAUAGACACCAUACCUUAGUUAAUCACCAUAGUAAUCAUAAACAGAUGGCAUCUGUAAAGCUGAAGUUUAAGAUGACCUUUGAACUGGACUUGGGACAAAAGCAAAUCACUGGAGUUAAAAAUACCGUAUUUUCUCCAUUGGCAGCCUCUGCUCUAAUAGACGCCGCACCUCCAGUAGUCACCAUAGACUUUGUUAACAGAUGGCAUCUGUAAAGCUGAAGUUGAAUAUGAUCCUUAACCUGGACUUGGGACAAAAACAAUACACUGCAGUUAAAAAUACAGCAUUUCCUGCAAUGGGAGCCUCCACUCCUAUAGACGCCGCACCUCAAUUAGUCAUAAUAGAGUUCCUAAACAGAUGGCAUCUGUAAAGCUGAAGUUUAAGUUGACCUUUAAACUGGAUAUAGGACAGAAACCAACCACAUGAGUUAAAAAUACUGCAUUUCCUCCAAUACGAGCCUCCUCUGUAAUGGAUGCCGCACCUCCAUAGACACUCCAUAGUAACAGGUGGCAUCUGUAAAGCUGAAGUUUGGGGAGAGAAAAUACAAGAAAUAGCCGAAACACCUCCACUCGAAACACCGAUCAACGCUUGCACGUCAAUCACACAUGGCAUCUGUAAAGCUGCUACACAUGGACCAACUUACUGUAUGUUACAAUGUUGUAAUAAAUAU